AUGAAAAAAUAUGUAGGCUUUGUGGUGAUGCGAAAAAUUAUAGCAAGUCGACGUCCAUACUUAGUAAAGCUGGGAAAGAAAAAGGACUCGCAAAAAAAAAUCGAAAAAAUAUUAAAUGUUGUGAUUGAUGAGUCGCAGAAAUCUCGUCUUCCAUGCAACGUCUGUCGACGAUGUCAGGAGUGUUUAGAAACGUUCGACGAAUUUAAAGCUGUUGUAUUCCAAACCCAAGAAAUGAUCAAGACAAACAGUUCCUCCAAGAGAUGUGCAAAGUCAUCCCAGCCUGAAUCAGCCAAGAAAUCUCAUCCCAAGAAACUGCAAUACGAUGUAUCAACCAAUGCCAAAUCUCAAAAUAUAAACAACCAAGAAAAUAGAUCGGAUAAUGUGCCGUCAACCCAUGAAUUAAUAUCAACAUGUGGCCUAAAUGAUAAGAUGGUUUGUAUUGUUUGACUUUUAUAUUCAUCACUUGACCCCAUAAAAAAUUUAUACUGUCACUCAUAUAUCCUCCCCGACUGAAGUCUCCCCCUCCUCCCUCUGUCUCUAAAGACUCCAGAUAUGUCUCUCUCUAUACACACCUGCUAUCGUGCCUGUUUGAAGCCCCCCCCUCCCUGUCUCCAAAGGCUCCAGAUGUCUCUAGCUCUCUAACACACUUGAUAUCACGCUUUUAUACGAAGAAAUUUACUUAGCCCUCUUAUUAUGAUCUUCCUCUCUUAUUAAGCUUUUACUUGCUGCUAUUUCUAAUUCAUAAGUACCCUUUCCUCACACAAAAGCCGUAAAACAUUUUGUAAUGGUACACCAGAGGAUCGUUGUCGAACAAUCUUCAUAUUUUGUAUGACGGAACUUUCCCUACAGGUACAUAUGUACCACAAAAAGCACAUCGCUAUAAUUAUUUUAAAAUAUACUCAAUUUAUAAAUGCUUUUGUAUUCAAGUAAACUUCCUGACAGUUCUCAUUUAUUGCUUGUAAUUAUUGUAAAAGAUAUGACCUGGUGAAAUUGCGUGUUUUUAACCCUAUGUACCCCCAAAAUCCACAUGCGCAAAAACGCAUGUAGCUUUGUUUGAAAUAUAAUGUUAUAACACUAUUCAAGGUUUUCCGACUAAACAAACCCCCCAAAAGUUUAUAACAAUCAUAUUUUGCAAACUUAGUCUUAAAGUUUCAGAUUAUACAGGUUACCAAUUGGUCCGUUUUUUUAAUUUUCAGGUUACACAUUUUGGUAGAUAGUACCGGAAAAAAUUCUUCCAAGUGUUUCUCUCGCCAAAAAAAUAAUUCAAAAGCUUACGCGUGUAUAGGUAACCUAAAACGGUACAUCAUUAGUCAACCGCCAUGUUAACUUAUACUUAAUGACUAUAAAUCAAGCUAGGCGCUAGCUUGUGGUUUUUAGGGUAUCUUGGUUUUGGGGGUACAUAUACCCGUAAGCCGCAUUUUAGUAAUCUGUGUUUUAUUAAUCUUCAUAUUCCUUCUGAAAAUGCACGUUAAACCUGAAAAAUACACAACUUCGACGUUUCCAGCGAAAACCCUUCGUUUGCAAGUUAGUGUAUAAAGACGACGAAAUGCAUUCGCUUGAAACGUUGAAGUUUUCUCUUAUUUAAGGUUUUUUACGAUUUUGUGGGUCCAAUCUGUCUGAAAUGUAAUUCGAAAUUUGUUUGUUGCCCAGAUAAACCAGUCUGAUAUGCCACUGGACGCGGACUCCGUACACAGACUUCUAAACACCGUGUCAACAAGAUUGCCAUCCCUGGUGGCCGAGGCAGUGUUGCGCAUUCCUUCUGUUAAAAAACAUAUAAAAUACAAGAUACUUCAAGAAAUUGAUGAAGACUGCACGAAGCUUUGCUCCAAGAAGAAUGGAUCAAUAUUGCAAAAAAAAGACUACUCGGACAUGGUCAAAUUUGAGUGGAGUUCGCUAUUCCAAGAAAUGUCAGUUCGUUGUUCGUUCUUACGCGAUGUUCUGGUAACAGUUGCAAAAUGUAGCAACAAAUCGAGAAACCCUGAGCCUCCCAUUUGCCUUUGCUAUUCCAUUCUACUUCAGCAACGCAACCACGAACUUAGUCUGGUUCAGCGAAUCAACACAGUGCUAUUGUCGGAGGGCAACGCAAAGAAAAUGGUAAGAUUAACUGAUUUAAAAAUAUAUACUUUAGCCGCUUUGUUGAAGAGUGAAAAGAAAAUUCUCUUUUAUAAGUAUGACAUUCUCUUAAUAUUUAGAAGUUGACUAUCUUCAAAGUCCAAAACCGACUAUGGAUUAUAAACGAGGCGAUUUGUCUGAUAGCUGUAUUGUUUCGGAAUUCCUAGACUCUGGCCUGCGGACUGUAAGGCGUUAAGCCAAAGUUUUAGGAGAAUAUAUAACGUGAAUAUAUUCAUUAUGAUUAGCUGCGACAGCUUGAAAAUCCUAAAAGGAUCAACGCGUGCAAUCCACUUAUGUCGUAGGCAUAAAAAAAAAUUGUUAUGGGUUUCACUAUAUAGAUCUGCAGUUUUAGUACUUCUAGUUUGUCCGGUUUACAUGGUUUAUGUGUGGUAAUAACUUAGUAUGAAUAAUGAUACACCAGAACUUUACUGAAAUAGUGUACUGUACAAUACCUGUACUAAUGAUUUUCAUUUUAAACGACAUUAUCAUGUUAUCUUUGUUCACAUGUUAAUCAUAAAUUAACAUAUAUGUGUUACAUAUACAUGUAAGUAUAUAUAAGGUUUGUUAAAAUUCACCGUAUCAACACGAAUUUAACAAACGUUUCAAAUUUUUCGUUCCAUAAAAUACUCAUUCAUAAUUUACACUGUAUAAAUAAUUUCGUCCUAAUUUACAUUAAGUUAAGCAUCGAUUUCCUCGGCAAAACAAACCAUAUAUCAGGGCUGCAUGGAAGAAGUAUCGGACCACGGGACCAUUGGUCACAGAAAAUUUUUUGAGUUCCCAGAAAAUAUUUCUCCAAGAAAAAAAGAUAAUUGUAGAAUUUUAAUAGAUAAAAGGAGAAAUUAAGUGGGAAAAUUCGAUUCUAACUAAUAGAAAGAAUGUUACCUGCACUGUAGGUAUGACCUCAGAAAUGCAAUGAGAAGUGCAUCCAUCUUAAUAGUGCGAUAGUGUAUAGAUUACAGAAUGAUGUAACAAAUGUUGUAUGGCAAAUGCAUUUUUAAUCAAUAUGGAAUGCUUAAUUUUCAAAAUUUUCUGGUUGAGCAUGGAUCGAUCCCUGGUGGUGCCCCCCCAAGUAGUGCCUUUUUUGACAUAUCUAUUCAUCUCAUGACUUUGUUUGGUUUGUGACUUUAAUUAAAGAGGGUAACACUUUGACAGUAGUGUAAGUAAAACUAGUGGCCCUACCUCAUUCCGUCCUUGAUGCAUGUUAUCUAAAUUAGUUUUAGGUUAUAUUAAUAAAAGUAUUAUUAAGAUUCUGAGUGCAAUGAAAUUCAUUUUUCUGUUAAUUUAAAAUAUAGAAUAUGACAUUCAGUUCGACAACAUAACACAGUUACAAUGACCGAGUGUCAAUUUACUUUAUUAUUUGCAGAAAAUUUUCAGUGUUUUCUUGCGGUCCCGUAAAGUGAAAUAUUUUUUCCACCCCUGACAUAUGCAGUCGUUCGGAAACUUGAUUACUUGGUCUACGCCAUAGACUCUAUCGCGAUAAAGUCUAUGACGUGUGUUCUUGAUUGCUAAGAUGCUUUGCAUUUUGAGUAAGCUCUCUCAUCCGAUCUCUAUCUGAUGUACUGUACUACGGCUCGUCUUGCACAGUAAAUCAGAUACAAAUGGGCUGCUCGUGUUUUAUAUAUUACAUGCAUAAAUAUUGGUUAAUAUGCUUCUAAUAACUUUAACUAUUAAUACACCAAUACUUAUAUGGUCCUUUUUUUAUCUACAUAGCUUAUAACAAGGUGCCAAAAGUUAGGAUUUUCUUUAUCGCACCAGAGCAAGAUUAAUGUGCUUAAUACCAUCGCAGUGCACAACAACGACCAAGUGGUUGAAGAAGUAAAGCAAGGCAAGAGACUCCAAGGCACUGGUGACAACUGGGAUUAUCAAGUCCGCGCGCACGACAUGCGAAAAUCUAAUCAAAACACAGAUCUGCAUUAUUUCGCAUCUAACAUCAUAGUAGAAAGGGUACCCUGUGAAGGCCUCGCGCAAGAAGCUCCGCAACGCGACAUGAGCAAAGUUCCUAAUUCACUGUUUCUUCUCAACCACGACGAAACACGUAAACUGCGGGAAGAUUUCAAGGUAUUGGUGGGGCGAAUAUUGGUAAAGCACAUUCGUUCACUAUCGUUCUUGAAGUCAAUUAUCCCAGGGCAUAUUGCUAGUAAAUACUCCAAAGAAAUGGCCCAGAAAUCAACCAUCGUACCUCUGGCCAUACAUUUCAAACAAGAAAAGAAAUACGAUGAUGUUGUCGACAUACUUUGCUCUUACGAAAAUACUCUAGAAGAUAUAUAUUCCAAAGCUGGUGUCAUCGAUGUUCCAGAAAGUUCAAAACCAGCGACCACAGAUGGCACAUUAGCAGGUGCUACGUCUAGGCCUAGUCAACCUGGUGCUCAUGUUAGGCAAGCAGAUGAGCAAGAUCACAUGAAGGAUGUAUCAGUACCCUUCGGAGGAGACGAACUGACUAGGGUGCGAUUUGCAGGAGCCAAAGAUCUACGACGAGGGUGCCAUAUCGCAAAGGAUCGGUUCGACCACUGCAGUCCCUUCACAAUAGAAAUGUUUCACACCAAAAUGGCAUUUGUACAG
Paramuricea clavata is the source of this 4671-nucleotide messenger RNA. Lineage: Eukaryota; Metazoa; Cnidaria; Anthozoa; Malacalcyonacea; Plexauridae. The record is from the annotation of a GenBank genome assembly.